AGGUCCCUCCGGUGACUCUGAAUGACUAGCUGGUGCGCAUCCCCCUCGCCUUGUAGACACCUUUAAAGCUUUGGGUAGAGACGGUGGAUUUUACUAGCGAGUUGAGGUCCGGGUUGAGUGUGUGAAACGAUGCUGAUGAAGUUGGAAAGUAAUGAGCGAGGAUGCUGAAGCUGCCGGCAAGCCCGCUUUGUUCGGAGGAGCGCAAGGCUUUUGUGCCGCUGUCAUCCCGCAGCUCAUCCCCUGCUGCUUUGUCUUCACUUGGCCCGCUGAUACCGACCGUGACCGGCAGUGUGGUUUGUCAGUGUUGGACUGCAACCACCACCAGCAGCAGCAGCAGCAGGUCGGCACCAUGAGUCUGUACGGGGCCGGUGCCAGUGGUGGUGCCAGUGGUGGGACGAGAGGAGGAGCAGGAGGAGGAGGCGGAGGAGGAGGAGGAGGAGGAGAACAUCAUCGGGAGCAACGGCGGCGCUCCAGCGACCGCUCACGUGACUCCUCCCAUGAGAGAGGAGAGAGCCAGCUGACACCCUGCAUCAGGAAUGUCACAUCCCCCACUCGGCAAUAUGACCGUGAACGCGGCGACGGGGGCUCGUCCUCCAGAUCCUCCAGUCCACGACCUCCCAGGGUUUCUCUUCCCUAUCCCCACGUCGGAGGAGCUCUGAUCGGGGGACACAUACCUCGGUCACUAGGUCCUUUUGGAGGGGACCACCACCCCAAGAUCCUGGGUCAAGGGCCUUGUGACAUGAUCUACGUGUAUGACCUCAGCAGUAAAGAAGCUCAUCGUAGCGGACUGCGAGUAGGAGAGAGAGUGACGCUCAUCGUGGACAACACAAGAUUUGUGGUGGAUCCCGCCAUCUUCACAGCUCAACCCAACACCAUGUUGGGCAGGAUGUUUGGUUCUGGGCGGGACAACAACUUCACACGACCCAAUGAAAAAGGAGAGUUCGAGGUGGCCGACGGCAUCAGCUCCACUGUCUUCAGAGCCAUCCUGGAUUACUACAAGUCGGGGAUAAUCCGCUGCCCUGACGGCGUUUCCAUUCCCGAGCUGAGGGAGGCAUGUGACUACCUCUGUAUCUCCUUCAACUACAGCACCAUCAAGUGCAGAGACCUCAGCGCCCUGAUGCACGAGCUGUCUAACGACGGGGCCCGGCGUCAGUUUGAGUGUUACCUGGAGGAGAUGGUGCUGCCGCUGAUGGUGGCCAGCGCUCAGAGCGGCGAGAGGGAGUGCCACGUGGUGGUGCUGACCGACGACGACGUGGUGGACUGGGACGAAGAAUACCCUCCACAGAUGGGAGAGGAAUACUCGCAGAUCAUCUACAGCACCAAACUGUACCGCUUCUUCAAGUACAUAGAGAACAGAGACGUGGCCAAAUCAGUGCUGAAGGACAGAGGACUGAAAAAGAUCCGACUGGGAAUAGAAGGCUACCCGACUUACAAAGAGAAGGUGAAGCGGCGACCUGGAGGUCGUCCGGAGGUCAUCUACAACUAUGUCCAGCGUCCUUUCAUCCGCAUGUCCUGGGAGAAGGAGGAGGGGAAGAGCCGCCACGUGGACUUCCAGUGCGUCAAGUCCAAGUCUACCACCAACCUGGCCGCGGCCGCCGCAGACAUUCCCCAGGACCAGCUGGUGGUCAUGCACCCGCCGGGACCGCAGGUGGAUGAGUUGGAAACUCCGCCACAGCCGGGCGCCAGCGACCCCCACCAGCCAGCGCCGGGACCGGGACCAGAGAGCGCGGCUCUCCAGCUGGCGCAGGGCUACGAGGGCCCGAACCAGCAGGCUCAGCAGGCGCACGACGCCGUCAGCCUCCAGCAGGCACAGGACCUCCAGAGUCAAGCAGCACACAGCCUGGUCCACAGCAACCAGCAGCAGCACGGCAGCAGCAGCAGCAGCUACACUCAGGCCACCUACCACUACGAGCCGGACCCAGACACACCGUCCCCCUCUGCAUGAGACUGGCUGCACACUUAACCCCCCCCCCCCCGACCCCCCUCCCCUCCCCCCCGAACUGCUGCGUCCACACUGCCAGCAACAAGGGCCUCCUUUACAUCAUUACAUCGAGCUAAAUUUAUGUGAAGCAUAGUGACAGUGAAGCACAGACUGACCUUCAACAGCCAAUAAGCACACAACCUCUCUCAGCUGAAAUUCAAGCACUUGUGGUCACUUGUUGCUUUCAGUGUGAACGCAGAUUCAUCCUCCUUCCCUGGACUUUUCCCUCCCCACAGUCUCCUCUUCUUCCUCCUCCUCCUCCUCCUCCUCCUCCUGUGUGGCAAAACACCACUUUGCCUUUUGUUGCACCUCUGCUGCAGCCUUUUCUCAGUCAGCAGCAGACACAGCGUCCAAACGAACGAGAAACUGUUCAGCAGCCGAGAACGGAUAAAGCACAUCAGCAGGCCUCCUCACCCACAUCUGUCCACAUAGUUUUUAUUUAUCUGACCAAAGCAGAGCUCAGUUUGCAUCUGUAUGCAGAGGAAAGUACUGUAUUACAUUAUAAAGAAGUGUGUGUAAGAGCUGUGAGUGAGUGAGUGUGUGUGUGUGUGUGUGUGUUGCUGCUGGGAUACCAUACCUCACUGGGGAAAUGGAUUUCAGUGCCUCUCGAGAGUCAGUCUUUAUUCGGGGGGGCCGGCAAGUUAGAUGUGAAGAUUUUCCAGCUUACCUGAAGGCUUUGUUGAAAGUGUGUGUUUUGUUUUUGUUUUUUUAAACAUAAAUGAGAAUUUUUAAGGAAAUAUUCCACUCCUGUUGUGUUCACCAGUUCAUUUGGUUCCCAGUUUGUGUCGAGUCCAUGUUUCCAGUCUUGUUUGAGUCCUGACUGACACUGCACAGGUUUAUCACUAACUGCUGCGAGCACACAGGAUGUCAGAAGAGAUGCUGAACACAAUGAUUUUUUUUUUUUUAAUAAAUAUUAUUCACAACA
Messenger RNA from Thunnus maccoyii (southern bluefin tuna), 2906 nucleotides. RefSeq names its product BTB/POZ domain-containing protein 10-like. Gene Ontology annotation, molecular function: protein binding. The record is from RefSeq and is a predicted model, not a curated record. NCBI's taxonomy places the organism in Eukaryota, Metazoa, Chordata, Actinopteri, Scombriformes, Scombridae. Gene Ontology annotation, cellular component: cytoplasm. The transcript is spliced from 8 exons. Bases 152 to 1945 code for a protein of 597 amino acids. Gene Ontology annotation, biological process: positive regulation of phosphorylation.